Messenger RNA from Columba livia (rock pigeon), 2100 nucleotides. It is a transcript of the gene ADGRG7, whose product is annotated as adhesion G protein-coupled receptor G7. NCBI's taxonomy places the organism in Eukaryota, Metazoa, Chordata, Aves, Columbiformes, Columbidae. Gene Ontology annotation, biological process: cell surface receptor signaling pathway; G protein-coupled receptor signaling pathway. Gene Ontology annotation, molecular function: G protein-coupled receptor activity. The record is from RefSeq and is a predicted model, not a curated record. Gene Ontology annotation, cellular component: membrane.
AUGCAGAAGAGGAUGCUGAUUUUGGUACUUCAACAGAUUUAUCAGAUGUUUGGAGGGAGGGAACAUAGCCAAGCCCAAGAAAUGGAAUACACUACAGAAUCCGUGGUAUCUCCAUGCUUCUGCCUCAAUGGUGGCAUCUGUCAGGAUGGAGCCUGCAUGUGCCCAGGGGAGUGGGUGGGAUCUCUUUGUGAGAUAAUUAACUUCUGUGAAGCCAGUACUUGCAUAGUGACAAUUUCUGAAAGCAUUAUAAAAAACCUUGCUUUUGAAUGAAUCAUAGUGGGUAAAUAUGGCAACCCCAAAGAAAAAUGUGAACCUGAUACUGUGAACGUUAACACUUCAAUAGCAAUCAGGAUGUGCUCCAGAGAAGGGAGAAUUCCUACUUUAGAGCCCCACAAAAUUCUGAAUUGUAAUGAAAAUCUGGACUCCCUAGGAUCACAGGUUGAAACUGCAGACUCCAGCAAUUUUUCAGCCAUUGUAAGUAACAUGCAAAUCCUCACCUCUGUGCCAGACCAGCUGACCACACAGAACAUCUCUGCUGCUGCAAACAUUGCAGUGCAGAUUCCGAAAAAGCCAAAUGUUCCAGAAGAGUCUCAGGUGUCUGUGGCAGUAACGGCUACACUGAGUCAGCUUUUGGAUGCCAAUGAAACAGAACUCAACCACAAUAAUCUUGUCAAUGCUACGACAAGCCUCACCAAAACAAUGGAGGGUUUUUCCUUGACUGGCAACAUCUCGCAGCACAACAUUGCAAUCCAGUCUGCUCCACUCAAAUUAAGCUCUUCUACGAUGCUAUUUUCAGCACAAAGACAUACAGCACUGGGACAUUAUCAGUCAACAAAACUAAACACACAGGAAAAUGCCCCUGGCCUUAUUGAUGACCUUAGUACUGAAGUUCAGAUACUGGUCAACAUUAUAAAUAACAGUUCAUCAGACAAUGGAAAAGUUGGCUUUGUCAUGUAUCAAAAUGACAAACUCUUUCAGUCAAGGAUUUAUGAGAGUCACAGUGGUUUCUCUAAACAAAUUUUCUCAGGCAACACUGAUGGUGGAAGAACCAUUGGUGUUGAAAUAGCCUUCAGUCCCAAGUGCAACACAUCCAAACUGCAGCUGCAUGACCAUGCCUGUGUCUUCUGAGACUACACUGUCAACGACUGGAGCACCGCUGGCUGUGCAAAAGAAAGAGACCAGUUUGCGAGAUGCAGGUGUCAUCACACGACUAAUUUUGCUGUCCUCAUGGCCUUUCAGAUCAAACAUAAAUAUGCAAAACCCUUGGAGUAGAUUUCUUACAUUGGUGUUGGAUUGUCCAUGGCUGGUCCGGUCAUUACAAUUUUGUUUCAAAUAUUCACUAGGAAAACUCAGAAGUCAUCUGUAACGUGGAUGUUAGUGAGUCUGUGUUUGUCUCUGUUCAUUUUUAACAUCAUCUUCAUCUAUGGAACUGAAAACUAAAACACCAGGAAUCACAGCAGGAAUACCACCAGCUACUACCAGCCAACUUACAGUACCGCCGGUAACACUUUAGUCACAUCUGACAUAGUAGAUCCUCCUGCAGACCUCUGGUGUACGGCCAUGGAUGUCCUACUGCCCUAUUUUUUGUUGGUGACAUUUCUGUGGACAGCACUCAAUUGUGCACAGUUGUACCUACUGUUGCUUAGAGCCAUGAAGCCCCUGCCUGGACACUGCCUCAUAACCAUGUCAGUAAUUGGAUGGGGAAUCCCUACUGUAGCAGUUGCAAUAACACUUGGAGCUACUUACAGAGAAGGAAAAGCUUUGAACUACUGACAGGAAGAAUUUUGCUGGCUUGCAGCACUGGAUCAAAAUCAGAAUUUCUGCAUGCAAAAGCCCAUGUUGUGGUCAUUCCUUUUUCCAGUGGCACUCAUACACCUGUUUAACAUCAUCAUCUUCAUCAAGAUCGGAGUCUCUGUAAUAUGGAAGAAGAAUGAGAAUUUGACAAGCAGUCAGAAAAUGAAUUCCAUUGUUGCAAUGGCUCAGACUUUGUUCAAGUACGUAUCAAUGAACGCAUUUCAGGCUUUUACCCCCUUUUUGUUUGGUUGCAGUGUUGCUCAACUUGACUGCAAUGAAGGUUAUCCCCAGUUUAAAUCCACGUAA